AUGGAUCUCUCAUCGCUUGUUCGUGCUGUCAUCGCGGCUUUUGAAGAUGCCACGAAACUCGUCCGGCGCAUUCGCGAUCACAGAGAAGAUACCAGUGGCGGACAACUACCUGAAGAGCCUACCCGCGACCUCCUGGAAUCUCUCGCUCUGGGACCCGUCAUUGUUCGUGGUCAUUACGAACAUGACCUCAAGCGAUUUGGAGAACAAUACGCCUGUGGGGACAUACAAGCCAGGGAACAGAUGAAAGAUGUCUUGAUCAAUCUACAAAUGACCCUGAUCAUCACUCUUCGAACCGUGUACAUGGAUGAUAUGGAACUUGAUUUCCAUGCUCUCCAAACGGCGUCCGAUGAUUGUCGAGCCAAUGCUGGAGUGUGUCUGGGACAAUGGUCUCAGCGACUAUCCGACGCCGUGAAAGCACAGGCUUUCUACCCUCCAAAUACCCCCUAUCCCUCUGGCUCCGCUUUGAUACCACCCAUCUCGCCAUCCCUGGGUUAUUCAAGUAGCCGAAGCACGCAGUCUUCCUCCGCUUUUCCGGGUCCGCGGACUCCUGAUACCGUGGCUGAACAAUUCGGCAAUCUAAAUAUCUCGCCCCCGACGCGGCCCCCGUAUAUCGACCGAAAGAUGUCGACCAGUUCUGGAGGUUCUCAAGAGCUCCAUCAACGUCAGUCUAUCGUGUUGCCUCGGCCAGCGGCCGAAUUCCGUAUUACUGCACCUCCGGUUGGAGUCCAUCGAAUUGAAGAAUCCGACUCAAUCAGUAUGCGGCGGAGGUCAUCCCAAGCUCUUGCACCUGACGACAUCAUCUGGUCAAUGUUUCCUCAACCAGGUGGUCAACCCAUUUUGCCUGCAGCAUCCGCCCGACAAGAUACUGAUCGAGAAUCGUACGUAUCUUCUGGGAAGAAGAGUCAAUCGUAUUCGUCCCCAGAUAUCCCCAGAGCUUCAAGUGGUCAUCACAGUCAGAACUCGAGAGAUCGAUAUGGACCAGAUGAUUAUGGUGAAUCAAAUGGCAGAACGGACACCCGGCAGAACAGUUAUGGUACAAUUUACGACAUGUACCGGCCAACGACACCGGAACGGCAAGCUUCAACUUCAUAUCCACAACGAGUCCAGGCCUCUGGUCCUAUGGAUCAUAUCCGUUAUCUGCAGGGAAACAGUCGAGCUCCUCGACCGCAACCGAAAUCUGCCUCGAUGAAUACCUCAAAGAAGACGAAACUUGUCCGAGAAGAACAUCACCGUCCGGUUCGUGCACAAACGGACUCGAGAGAGUAUCAGUCGCGCCCAUCAGAGCCAUCUCAUCAACUUCUUCCUUCCCCUCCGGUGCCGAACUCUUAUUCUCCCUCCCGAUCUCACGCCAUUGCUGCUAAACACCUGUCUCCCGCAUCUAUCGAUUCGUCCGAUCGAGCGCCUUCGAUUCGGACCGUUGCCUCUUCUACUCCCUCGGUCAAUCCUCCCAUAAAUACGGGGCCACUCACACUGCCCACGGACAAGAAUCUCCUCGGAUUUUGUAAAGGUGCGUUCCGUCUCCAAGCCGGUCUAGAGCGGAAAGCAUUUUCGGUUGCGAAUCGUCCGGCUGGGUUUGCAAGCAUGAUCACAUACUGGAAAUGCGAGAAGUGCAAUUUUGAAGGUCCCAUGUAUAGCUCCGUCAAUCUUUUUGAAGGCAAAAAGAAAGGAAAACCAGAGCGGUUAUUUGAUCCCAAAGUCAGGACUUCCGAAAGUGGCGGAAUACGAUAUCGAUGGACAUUCCUGGCUAGAUGUCAUGUUGCACUCAAAGGGAUGGUUCCCAGCGAUACCCCGGCAGCUCGCGAGGGCAGCUUCGGCAGUUUCGGAUGUAUUUUCUGUUGUGCGGAAGGGAAGAACCGAGGCUGGCUCGAUGCAUGGUCAAACGCCAGUGUCAGAUCCGGCAAUACAGCAAUUAAAGUCGAUGGAACGAAUCGAUCGACGCCGAUCUUUGGUAAUGUGACGAGCUUUAUGGAGCAUUUGGAGACUCUGCAUCGGAAACAGGACGGGUGGCCGAAUGCGGAGAUGAUUGGGAGAUUCAGAGUUGUGGUUGGAACGUUUGCAGCUUCAGAGGAUAAUGGUUGGGAGGUAAACUUUGUGCCAUAUUAA
Messenger RNA from Rhinocladiella mackenziei CBS 650.93, 2103 nucleotides. RefSeq lists its product as uncharacterized. The transcript is spliced from 2 exons. The record is from RefSeq and is a predicted model, not a curated record. Lineage: Eukaryota; Fungi; Ascomycota; Eurotiomycetes; Chaetothyriales; Herpotrichiellaceae. Bases 1 to 2103 code for a protein of 700 amino acids.